GAUAUAGAUGAAAUAACGGAAGUUCCAGAUCCGGUAACCUUCUACAAGGAAUAUGUUCACCCGGAUAAACCAAUCAAAAUGAAGAAAGCAGUUGUAGAUCACCCGGCUUUCACCAAAUGGACAGAUAAAUACUUCCUGAAACUGGACAUACCUCCAAACACCCAAGUUGAAGUGGAAUACCACAAGAAAGAAAUCCGAGGAAUACCUACGAAGGCGGUCAAUUUUAAAGUUUUCGUAACGACACACCGGAAGUCGCAGUUAUACAUGAUUGGAUCGGUCCCCAACUUCUUAAGGAAAGAUUUAAGGCUACAGCACUGUCUUCAAUGUGGCGAUAUGGUCAACAAGAUGAUAGAUACGGCUAUUAUGUGGUUCAGUGGUGGCGGAACGAGUUCAGUGGUUCAUGUGGACUCUUAUCAUAAUCUGAAUUGUGUUUACAGAGGAUCUAAACACUUUGUCUUGGUCAAUCCACACAAAUAUCAACAUUUAUCUCAUAUCGACAGAUUAGAGGGUGGAUAUUCGUCAGUUGAUGUUGAUUCAGUGGAUAUGAGGAAAUACCCUGGUUUAGCGAAGGUAGAAUAUAUUCACGCUCAUAUUGAUGCUGGUGAUUGUCUGUAUAUACCUUAUGGUUGGAUUCAUCAAGUACGAUCUUUCAAUAGCAACAUCGCUACCAAUAUAUGGUGGCAAGGUAUCGCUGAUUUUGAUUUGGACACUUGU
Messenger RNA from Lottia gigantea (owl limpet), 714 nucleotides. RefSeq lists its product as hypothetical. Gene Ontology annotation, molecular function: 2-oxoglutarate-dependent dioxygenase activity. NCBI's taxonomy places the organism in Eukaryota, Metazoa, Mollusca, Gastropoda, Lottiidae. The transcript has a single exon. The annotation marks the transcript as partial. The record is from RefSeq and is a predicted model, not a curated record.